AUGGCCGACGUUGUUAGACACACUAGACAGGCAGUAGUACCAGUAGUACUACCAGACUACCAGUUCCAUACGUGCACGAGCACGAGAUAGUUCAACGAAGUGAAAUAUAUUGCGCCAUUCGUUUCAUUAGCCCGUUUUUCUUCGAUUGAAUAUAAAGUGAUCAAUAACAGGUGUGGAACACUGCUGUGCAUGCUUCAAGCAUUAAUAAGAAUUUCAUCCAAAUCAGGAUGCUGUAAAAAGUGGAAGGGUUGAAAAGACUAGGAAAAAUGGACGUUCCUACCUUCAAUUAACAGUGGUCGGACGUUGCUACUUGCUAGUGUUCUCGGUUUUACUAAUGAUAUUGGUUCUUUGUGUUGGAGAAUACCAACUUCAAGUAUCAUCUGAGAACUGUAUACCCAUCUUCAACAAAGUUGAAACAUGGCGAAUUUGUUGUUAUUGCCGUUUGAGAUUAAGAAGGAAAAGUCAAAGGAUGAAUUUAUCAUACGUGAUCAUCCCAGUACGGUCAUCGAAACCUCAUCGUCAUCAAUAUUCAACAAUGUUGACCUACCUGACACUUCCUACAUCCUCGAUCUGCCAUCAGAAACAAUUAAUAGCGGAGGCCUAUCUGCCAUCCAGUUAGAAACCAUCAUCUACUCGUGUCAGAGACACGAACAAAAUUUGUCUGACGGUUCUCGAGCUGGAUACCUCAUCGGAGAAGGUGCCGGUGUUGGUAAAGGUCGGAUCGCAGCUGGCAUCAUCUUUGAAAAUUUCAUUCGUGGACGUAAGAAAUCAAUUUGGUUCUCAAUUUCAACUGACCUCAAGUACGACGCUGAACGUGAUUUGCGGGACAUCGGAUGUGGCGACAAGAUUGCAGUUCAUGCUGUAAACAAAUUGAAGAAUUCCAAAGUACGUACGGAUGUCACUGAGUCGACAAAAGAAGGCGUCAUUUUCUGUACUUACUCUGAUUUAAUUAACGAGUUGAGUUCCUCAACAAAAAGAUUAUUGUGCCUUGAACAACUGCUCAAAUGGUGUGGGCCAAAUUUCGACGGCGUUAUUGUUUUUGACGAGUGUCACCUCACGAAUGACAUCAAUUUCAGCGGACCGACUAAUAAGAGAAAAAUUGAAUUGGCUGUCUUACAACUGCAAAAUAAGUUGCCAAACGCAAGGAUCGUCUACAUUUCUACAACUGCCGUCUCGGAACCCCGCAGCAUGGCAAGCAUGGUUCGUCUUGGUCUUUGGGGAAAGGAUACAUUAUUCAAAGACUGUGGUCAAUUUAUUGAAAAUGUAAACAACUUAGGUGAGAUUGCCGGGGAUAUGAUAGCCAUGGAAAUGAGGCGACGUGGAUCUUACGUAAACCGUCAACUUUCUUUCAAGGAUGUCAUGUACCAAAUCGUCGAGGUCUGUCAAUUGCCGAAAUUCAUCACAACCUACGACAGUUCUGUUAAACUUUGGCUUCACCUUCGACAGUCUUUUACUGAAACAACGGAACUUGUAGAUUUAGGUCCAAAGGCACAAAAGAUUAUGUGGACUAAUUUUUGGUCAGCGCAUCACAGAUUUUUUAGAUGUCUGUGUAUUUCCGCCAAAGUAACACAUUCCGUCAAGUUGGCUAGUGAAGCUGUCAAACGCGGCGAAAGCGUUGUCAUUGGCCUUCAAUCAACAGGAGAAGCUUACACCCUUCAGAAAAUUCUGGACGAUGGAUCUGGAAUGUCAAAUUUCGUUUCACCUGCUAAAAUUGUUAUGCUGUCAUUGGUUGAAAAAUACUUUCCAGCUUCCGAUAGUCUCCAAUUGCUAGCCGAAGCUCCAAACAGCAAAGUAAUCGUUGGAGGUAAAAGGAAAUCUGUGAGUAACCUCGUAGGAACCCUCAAAAAGAUUAAACAAGAAUUAACUGAAGAUGCAUCGUAUUGCGAAAUAAUUGACAGCAGUGAUGCAUCUGCUCCAGUAUUUGACUACCAUUCAGACACCGACGCCGAUUCCAAGUUAAAAGACGAAGAGGCAGCAGAAGACAAAAGGAUCAAGCUUGAAAAUGCGUGGUUAAUCAAACAGAGACUUCUAGAGAAAAUUGAGGAACUUGGAACUAUACUUCCACUAAAUUGGAUGGAUCAACUCAUCGAUGAAUUCGGAGGACAAGAAAAUGUGGCCGAAAUUUCUAGUCGGAAGGGCCGUCUGGUCCAAAAAAACAAUGGCCUGGUCCAAUACGAGCCGCGCUCCGAAAAAGAUGUCCCAUUAGAUUUAAUCAACAUUCGUGAAAGGGAGCGUUUUAUGAACGGGGAAAAGAAAAUUGCCAUCGUUUCUGCAGCUGCCAGCUGUGGAAUUUCUCUUCACGCUGACAGACGAGCGAAAAAUCAGAGCCGUCGAAUUUACAUUUCGCUAGAAUUGCCGAAUAGCGCCGAGCUCGCUCUGCAGCAGUUCGGAUGCACUCAUCGCAGUAACCAAGCGAAAGCUCCGGAAUUCAUUUUUCUUGUUCCUGAAUUGGCUGGGGGAGAGACGAUCCGCAUUGAUCGUAGCUAAUCGUCUUCAAUUUCUGGGCGCCUAUAGAAAUCAAAGAUUAGAUGAAGGCUCCACUGAAUUCGAAGAAACUAGUGAUUAUGAAUCUGCGGUACUCGAUGCCAUUAACGUUAUUAUGGGCCAAAAAUCACCCGUUAUUCCCCUCCCUGUUGAUUACAAAGAUAUCAGAGCAGCACUAACUAAAGUUGGCCUCGGAUCAUCCAGCAUACUGCCUCUGACCAAAGAUGGUGUUCCAGAAAUCCUAAAUCGGAUUUUGGGCAUCCCUGUUGAACUUCAAGCCACUCUAUUGCAAUACUUCAAUGGUGUUCGAUCAACGAUCAGCAAUCAGGGAAAAAUGAACGGACGAAACGACUCGAAGAUUCUUGAUUUGGCCUUAAACAAAUAUGCCUAUCAUAGAAAAGUUCUGAAAUUUACCUCUAAAACUUCAAAAAACUUUAUCGCACCGGCUAAGAUUGAUCUACAUGAAAUUGAAGUUGAUAGUGGCUUGAAUUGGAGGACUUUAAAGGAAAAAUGGCUUACGAAAUCUAGAAAAGGAGUUGAAGGGUUUUAUUUUUCAAAAGAGGUAUCCAAUGGGAAACAAGACGUUCUACUUAUUCGAAAAAUAAAUACUGUUGGUGAAUGCCGAGACGAGGGAAAUUUAAAAUACAACCUGAUACGACCCAGUACGGGAGUGGAAAUAGUUCCAUCUUUGGCUGAAAUUACAAAAAUUACGUCCCUCAAAUCAGAUCAAUGCCGAAGCAGGUAAAGCCUAAUCCCAAAGCGCUAUGGAAUUUUCAUUACGACCACUCAAAAAAUUGUUGCAUUCACGAUUACUGGCUUAAAAGACACAGCGAAAAGCCAAACUUGAAGCCCACGAAAGAAUGCCAAGAAGGAUGUCAAGAAGGUGUACGGUCAUGUCCAACUUAUAAGCUUUUGGCUGGGUCAAUAUUUCUCGUUUGGAAAGAAAUCGAAUCCAUUUUAAGAAAAAACAAUCCACAGUGGAAAAUGCAGAUUGCCCGCGUUCUUGUGGGAAAUAGCAACAUUGUCGGCAUAGUCAUCCCUGACAAUUGCGAGUCUCAACUAACAGCUUUUCUUACAAAAUAUUAUCUUAGUGUUAAUUGCAUUAUGGAUUAAAGGACCCUCCAGCAGGGAUAAGGCAAAGUUUUUUGUAAUUUGGACGAGGGGUAAAGCUGGCAUCCAAUUUGAAGAUUACAAAAUUAUGUUCCGCCGUUUGAUAAAAAUAAUCUUCUACCUAGUUAACCAAGUUCUAAAGUUCUCAUUAUGUUUUUGUCCUCACUUAGAGUUUGCGCUUUGUAAAAUCAUCUGCUCAGAAGUCCACUGUUGAAUCAUUUUUUGUUUUUUUAAAUCACCACAUUUCGCAGCCGUCUUCUGCGUCUUCUUCAGUUGGGGUGAGGGAAAUCACGUAUUGUAUUCUUUUGAUAACCUGAAUAAAUACUACUUUUUCUUCUAAUGUUA
This is a messenger RNA of Daphnia pulex (common water flea), 3939 nucleotides long. RefSeq names its product protein strawberry notch homolog 1-like. The transcript has 13 exons. The coding region runs from base 418 to 2487 and encodes 689 amino acids. The record is from RefSeq and is a predicted model, not a curated record. Gene Ontology annotation, molecular function: chromatin DNA binding; histone binding. Gene Ontology annotation, biological process: regulation of DNA-templated transcription. Gene Ontology annotation, cellular component: nucleus. NCBI's taxonomy places the organism in Eukaryota, Metazoa, Arthropoda, Branchiopoda, Diplostraca, Daphniidae.